This is a messenger RNA of Tupaia belangeri chinensis (Chinese tree shrew), 2344 nucleotides long. RefSeq names its product transcription factor EB (gene TFEB). Gene Ontology annotation, cellular component: nucleus. The record is from RefSeq and is a predicted model, not a curated record. Lineage: Eukaryota; Metazoa; Chordata; Mammalia; Scandentia; Tupaiidae. The transcript has 10 exons. Bases 384 to 1808 code for a protein of 474 amino acids. Gene Ontology annotation, biological process: regulation of transcription by RNA polymerase II; positive regulation of DNA-templated transcription; humoral immune response. Gene Ontology annotation, molecular function: RNA polymerase II cis-regulatory region sequence-specific DNA binding; DNA-binding transcription factor activity, RNA polymerase II-specific; protein dimerization activity.
CUCUGCGUUGCACUCAAGCAUCUUUGGACCAGGGAGGUGGCGUGAGGCAGCUGCCCGUCUCUCCCCUCUGGGGGAAGGAGCAGCUCCCAGCCUUGGAGCGGGAAGCAGAAGGGCAGGAGACCAGAUGGAAGGGAGGCCAUUAAAGGGGGAGAGCAGAGACACCAAAGCUCUCCCCGGCACACCCCAAGCCCAGGCGCUGGCUGCGUCCCCCUGUCCUGGCCUUGUGGCAAGACUGCUGGCUCCUGGAGUCAUGUGACAUCUCCCACUCUCCCCACCCGGGCACUGUUUGGGUCCAGGUGACACCCGGUGAUUCCACACCUCUGCACCCCAGCCAGCCCUGUGGGGACCUGCUGCCGGCUCGGGAGCCAGUGCCAGCAGCCGCCAUGGCGUCGCGCAUCGGGCUGCGCAUGCAGCUCAUGCGGGAGCAGGCGCAGCAGGAGGAGCAGCGGGAGCGCAUGCAGCAGCAGGCCGUCAUGCAUUACAUGCAGCAGCAGCAGCAGCAGCAGCAGCUGGGCGGGCCCCCCACCCCAGCCAUCAACACUCCCGUGCACUUCCAGUCGCCGCCACCUGUGCCCGGGGAAGUGCUGAAGGUGCAGUCCUACCUGGAGAACCCCACCUCCUACCACCUGCAGCAGUCCCAGCACCAGAAGGUGCGGGAGUACCUGUCCGAGACCUACGGGAACAAGUUUGCCGCCCGCCUCAGCCCUGCCCAGGGCUCCCCGAAGCCCCCGCCCGCGGCCUCCCCAGGGGUGCGAGCUGGACAUGUGCUGUCCUCCUCCGCUGGCAACAGUGCUCCCAACAGCCCCAUGGCCAUGCUGCACAUCAGCUCCAACCCUGAGAGGGAGUUCGAUGACGUCAUUGACAACAUCAUGCGCCUGGACGACGUCCUGGGCUACAUCAACCCGGAAAUGCAGAUGCCCAACACGCUACCCCUGUCCAGCAGCCACCUGAACGUGUACAGCAGCGACCCCCAGGUUACAGCCUCCCUGGUGGGCGUCACCAGCAGCUCCUGCCCUGCAGACCUGACCCAGAAGCGAGAGCUCACAGAUGCUGAGAGCAGGGCCCUGGCUAAGGAGCGGCAGAAGAAGGACAAUCACAACCUAAUCGAGAGGAGGCGGAGGUUCAACAUCAACGACCGCAUCAAGGAGCUGGGAAUGCUGAUCCCCAAGGCCAACGACCUGGACGUGCGCUGGAACAAGGGCACCAUCCUCAAGGCUUCGGUCGAUUACAUCCGGAGGAUGCAGAAGGACCUGCAGAAGUCCAGGGAGCUUGAGAACCACUCUCGGCGCCUGGAGAUGACCAACAAGCAGCUCUGGCUCCGCAUCCAGGAGCUGGAGAUGCAGGCUCGCGUGCAUGGCCUCCCCACCACGUCCCCGUCGGGCAUGAACAUGGCGGAGCUGGCGCAGCAGGUGGUGAAGCAGGAGCUGCCCAGCGAAGAGGGUCCAGGAGAGGCUUUGAUGCUGGGGGCCGAGGUCCCUGACCCCGAGCCACUGCCGGCUCUGCCUCCCCAGGCCCCGCUACCCCCGCCUGCCCAGCCACCGUCCCCAUUCCCUCACCUGGACUUCAGCCACGGCCUGAGCUUUGGGGGCGGGGGUGACGAGGGACCCCCAGGCUACACCGAGCCCCUGGGGCCAGAGCAUGGCUCCCCGUUCCCCAACCUGUCCAAGAAGGAUCUGGACCUGAUGCUCCUGGACGACUCCCUGCUCCCACUGGCCUCUGACCCCCUCUUCUCCACCAUGUCCCCCGAGGCCUCCAAGGCCAGCAGCCGCCGGAGCAGCUUCAGCAUGGAGGAGGGGGACGUGCCGUGACCCUGGCUGCCCUGUGCCCGGGAGCUGGGAGGCCGGGGCACCCCUCCCACCCUCCAGGCUGCUCUGCUGUGUGAAGUAGCCACCUGCCUGCCUCACUCCUCCCUGCCGGCCCCCAGUUUGGACUUAGCACCCGCCUGGCAGCCCGUGGGGUCAGGAGAAGCCCCCACCCUCCGGCACCCUCUCCAUGGGCCGGUGGGAAUAGGAGGUGAGAUCCUGAGGGGGAGGUGAGGGGACAGAAGCCGAGGUCCUGGGGGAAUGCCUAUCUUCUGAGGCUGAUCCCCUGCCGCCAGUGAAGGACAGGUUGGACCCGCAGGGGGUUCAGGAAGCUCCUUCUCUGAGGCAGCACUGGUCCGGGGUGCCCAGGACUGCCCUUCUGGGACUCAGAUGGCCACGAGGCUGGCACUCCCCUUUGGUGCUAACAGCCCUCCACCAGGUGGUGGGAGGGUGGGGUGGCAGGAAGAGGGGGCUGAGUUCAGGCUGGAGAGCAGCUCCCGGCCGAUGUCCCUCCGUGCCUUUAGUAAACACUGUGCUUUGUA